AUGUCUGAUCCGAUUGCAAGAAGGCGUGCAUACGCUCCUUUAUCGAAACAGCUCCUUGACAAGUUUUACGAGCGGUUCAAAAACAAGCCUUACGGGUUGGAAACUAUGGAUGGAACCAAAAUCGUGCUUCCGCUUCAAUACCUCGAUGAAUUGAAAAGCCAUCCAGCACUGAGCUUCAAAGCUUCAAUUGACAAUGACGCGCUCUUGCCUUACACCAGUGUCGGAGGAGUCGAGGCUUGGGGCGCCCACCAGAUUCUGGCCAAAAUGAACCCUACCCUUGGAGCCUACGUUCCCGUAUUCCAUGGCUUAAUUCAAGAACACCUUCCGAAACUUGUUGGUCUGCCCGCAGAAUGGACUUCCGUAAACCUCAGCGAAGCUCUGCUUGAGAUGGUAGCAAUCACGUCGGCGAGAAUCAUGCAUAGCGAAGAAGCUGCUCGUAAUCCGACGUGGCUCAAGCUCUCAACUUCGUUCGUCCAUACCGCCAUAGAGUACGGAUCAGCCUUGAAGUCCUGGCCGCCUGUUCUCCGACCUGUUGUCGCCUACUUCCUGCCUCAGCGUCUGGAGAAGGAGCAGCAGCUAGCAGGGGGUCGCGAGAUCAUUGCCAAAUCCCUGGCCAGGAAGAAGGCGCUAGGAGGUGCCCCUUUGGAGAACCCACCCACAAUGCUAGAUCACCUUACUAGCGGGGCACACGCCUCCAAGGCCGAUGAACUCGAGCUUCAACUCAUUCUUCAGAUGACACUAGCUGUUGCCAGUAUUCACACCACUUCAUCGACCAUCACUCAAGUGCUGUACGGCCUGGCUGUUCAGCCAGACCAGGCCGAGGAGCUUCGAUUGGAAGUGGUGGAGGUGCUUGAGAAGUCAGGCGGUGUUUUCACAAAACAAUCCCUGGCCGAGAUGAAGAAGCUUGACAGCUGGAUGAAGGAGAGUCUGCGCAUGAGCGCGCCAGACAUGACCACAUUUCAAAGAAUGGCAACGAAGCCCUUGACUCUGAAGGACGGCACCUACAUUCCUGCCGGGACAGAAAUGGAGCUCCCGACCAGCGCCAUCAACUACGACCCUGCGAUCUAUCCUAAACCCGAAAAGUUCGACGGAAUGCGUUCAUAUGGUGAACGCCAGGAGGAAGGUUCGGAACACAAGCAUUCUUUCGUCAGUGUCACUCGCACUGAGCUGGGCUGGGGCUUUGGAAGACACGCAUGCCCCGGACGUUUCUCGUCCGACGUUGAGAUCAAGCUGAUGUUUGCCGAAUUCCUCCUCAACUACGAGAUCAAGAACCCGGAGGGCGAACCACGAUUCAAGAAUAUCGAGUUUGCGACAAACGUCCUCCCAGACCCAACGAAAGAGGUACUGAUCCGGGUGCGCCGGUGCUAG
Messenger RNA from Colletotrichum aenigma, 1368 nucleotides. RefSeq names its product Cytochrome P450 monooxygenase ATR2 (gene ATR2-9). Gene Ontology annotation, molecular function: iron ion binding; heme binding; monooxygenase activity. Lineage: Eukaryota; Fungi; Ascomycota; Sordariomycetes; Glomerellales; Glomerellaceae. The transcript has 7 exons. The record is from RefSeq and is a predicted model, not a curated record. Bases 1 to 1368 code for a protein of 455 amino acids.